Telopea speciosissima is the source of this 1614-nucleotide messenger RNA. Its product is annotated as 3-hydroxyisobutyryl-CoA hydrolase-like protein 5. Bases 288 to 1454 code for a protein of 388 amino acids. The transcript has 16 exons. Gene Ontology annotation, biological process: L-valine catabolic process. The record is from RefSeq and is a predicted model, not a curated record. Lineage: Eukaryota; Viridiplantae; Streptophyta; Magnoliopsida; Proteales; Proteaceae. Gene Ontology annotation, molecular function: 3-hydroxyisobutyryl-CoA hydrolase activity.
UGGUGGGUGGUAGAUGUGUACUGUAAAGUAAAAGGAGCAGACCAUAUAGGACGAGACAGAGAUAGAGAGAGGUCGCUGAAAAACGUGGCAGCCGAACUCUCACAUUUUCUUAAUUUCUUCCACUAUCGUCAUCUUAUGAGCUUUCUUUAAACAAAUUCCUUCAUCAGUAGGCUUGAUUAUCAUUUUCUCUUCAAAAACCCUUCUUCCAUAUUCCUGUUCUGUUCUAAGGCAACAAUCCAGCUUUGUUACUUUCUGAUUCUUUCGUUUAGAAUUGUGUACUUGUUUCAAUGGCACAAGGUCCGGUGAACCCAGAAGAACAGGUUGUUAUUGCAGAAGAAGUAAACCAUGUGAGAUUGAUCACCUUGAAUCGACCUCGUCAACUGAAUGUCAUCUCAGUUGAUGUGGUUUCUCUGCUAGCUAAGUAUCUAGAGAAUUGGGAGAACGAUGAUGAUGCAGAACUUAUCCUAAUCAAGGGAGCUGGACGAGCUUUUUCUGCUGGUGGGGAUUUAAAAAUGUUCUAUGAUGGGAGGAAGAUAGAGGAUUCCUGCCUAGAGGUUGCAUAUAGAAUGUAUUGGCUGUGUUAUCACCAUCACACCUAUAAGAAAACCCAGGUGGCUCUUGUCAAUGGAAUAUGCAUGGGUGGAGGUGCAUCUCUUAUGGUUCCAAUGAAAUUCUCAGUUGUCACAGAAAAGACUGUUUUUGCCAUGCCUGAAGCUAGUAUUGGGUUUCACACAGACUGCAGCUUCACGUACAUUCUUCCACGUCUCCCUGGGUAUUUGGGGGAUUACUUGGCCUUAACAGGUGCUAGACUGAACGGGAAGGAAUUAAUCGCACUUGGUCUGGCAACCCACUUUGUCCCUUCUGAGAAAUUGCCUGAUCUUGAGAAUCGUUUGAUUAGCUUGAACUCUGGUGACAAGAAUUCUGUUAAAUCAGUCAUUGAAGAAUUCUCGGUUGAUGUUCAACCUGAUGAAGAUAGUAUCUUACACAAGCAGUCAAUAAUUGACAAGUGCUUCUGUAAGGAGUCUGUGGAGGAAAUUAUAAAAUCAUUUGGAACUGAGGGAAGCGUUGAGGGAAAUGAAUGGAUAGUUCCAGUGGUCAAGGGUUUGAAAAGAUCUUCUCCCAUAGGAUUGAAGAUAACAUUGAGAUCAAUUCGAGAGGGAAGGAAGCAAACUUUGCCUGAGUGUCUGAAGCGGGAAUUCAGACUCACAGUCAACAUACUGAGAGCCAAAAUCUCUGGUGAUGUUUAUGAGGGUAUCAGAGCUCUAACCGUUGACAAAGAUAAUUACCCAAAGUGGGACCCACCAACUCUUGAUGAAGUGGAUGGUGAGAAAGUGGACGCAGUCUUCCAGCCAUUUAAAGAAGAGCUUGAGCUCCAGAUUCCAGCCAACGAAGAAUGCAGGUGGGACGGAAAGUAUGAGAAUACAGACUACCCAAGCUUAAAGGCAACAGCUUAACCCAAAUAAUUAAAUUUUCAGCAGCCAUGAGUUUCCCAUAUUAUCAUUCCUUGUGUAUUUUACAUUUUGCCAAUAUUCUAGUUUAGUAUAUAUUACAAUCCAUGGUGGUUUUGCAUGUCUUUCCUUGUUUUCAUCAUUAGUAAUAAAACUCUUCUUGUUA